This is a messenger RNA of Manduca sexta (tobacco hornworm), 1651 nucleotides long. RefSeq names its product lysophosphatidylserine lipase ABHD12. NCBI's taxonomy places the organism in Eukaryota, Metazoa, Arthropoda, Insecta, Lepidoptera, Sphingidae. The transcript is spliced from 10 exons. The record is from RefSeq and is a predicted model, not a curated record. Gene Ontology annotation, biological process: monoacylglycerol catabolic process; phosphatidylserine catabolic process. Bases 513 to 1592 code for a protein of 359 amino acids. Gene Ontology annotation, molecular function: monoacylglycerol lipase activity; phosphatidylcholine lysophospholipase A1 activity. Gene Ontology annotation, cellular component: endoplasmic reticulum membrane.
ACGUUUCGAAAACUUUGCAGCCGUCAUGGUCACGGGUUAAUUUAAUUAUUUCUACAAAUCUAUCUGCACAUAUAGGUUAUAAUUUUACUGCGAUACGGCCCUGGAGCCUAGUGCAGUGGUCGGCGUGAACUGAUGUUAUAUGUUCUUGUUAUAAGUAAAUUAAUAAAUAAUCGUAGGUUUUCCAUUUCGAUAAAUAUUUUUCAAAUAGUGUAAACGCUGAUCUAAACUUCAUAAUAUUAUGAUUUUAACGCGCGUCUAACGCGUCAACUGAACAGGGUCCAAUGGCGUUAUAUACGCUUUUCCGUAGUAUAAUAAAACCUUUUUGGAUACCUCCAUGCGUAUAUCAUACUGCUUUGUUUCAUUUUUUUUUUUUCAAUAAAAUAAUAAACAAUGUCAAACUUCAUGUCAAAAUCAUGAUAACGUUUUAUAUAAAAGACAUAAAAAUCAAUAAAAAUAUUGUAAAAUGAAUAAAAAAAGGGACUUGAAGAAUUAUAGAUUAAUGCCAAUACAAUAUGGUUAUUGGGACGAUUUUGGUGACAGGCGCUUCGCUGACCGCCAGCCUUCUGGUGGUGCAGGUGGCUGUACUGCCCCUACUCUUCAAGUACAGCAAGUCGGUGCAGAGGAAAAUGGUCUUUUCUAAUUGCAUAAAUUACCCAAGAAAUUUAGACUAUGAAAAUCCAUCAAGCUGCAACGUUGUGGGUGGCAGAAACUUCAAUAUAGAAUUCCAGUCAAAGAUCGACAAUUGCCCCAUAAAACUUGGUGCAUGGCACAUUGUCCCACGCUCGAUGUUCCGAGAGAUGUUUGUGCUCAAGGACUGCGCUAGGCUGGACGAGAAAUUGUUUAAAGAACUGAAGGUGACAAAGAAUACCGUGGUUCUGUACUGUCAUGGCAAUUCCAACCAUCGAGCGUCCCCCCACAGGCUGCAGAUGUAUAAAGUAUUCCAGGAUCUCAAUUUCCACAUAAUCACGUUUGAUUAUCGAGGUUAUGGUGACUCUACACAUGUGCGGCCCACGGAGCAGGGCGUGGUUGAAGACCUUCUGUGCAUGUACUCCUGGCUCAUGGAAUCGCUGAGCAGCAUCAGCAGGCCCACUGUUGUUGUCUGGGGACAUUCGCUUGGUACAGCAGUGGCCGCAAACAUGGUGUCCCAUCUGUCGGACCUCUGCAAAGAGUUCAAUUUACAGUCCCUGCCGGAGCCAGACGCGUUGGUUCUUGAGGCUCCAUUCAAUAACUUGAUGGACGAGAUCGCUUGCCACCCAUUUUCUAAGCUAGUAUCAUGGCUGCCAUACUUCCAAGAUAUGUUUGUGAAGCCAUUCACAUUAUCAACAGAAUACGCAUUUACCACAGACCAAUAUUUAACUGCGACUCCUCACUUACCAAUACUAAUGCUGCAUUCCAGAGGCGAUAAGAUUGUACCAUACGAGCUGGCUGUAAAGCUGCAUGACACCUUGGCACAAUCACGAGAGAAGUCAGGAGCGCCGCUAGUGUUCCACAGUUUCGACAGAGGCCUCGGACUGGGCCAUAACAAUCUGUGUGAAGCGCAUGACUUGAAAGAUAUCGUGACAAACUUCUUGAAGUUAGCAACGAAUAAUUAGAAGACGCGCCUGCGCAACAAACGGAUUACCAAAAAAAAAGUAAACAAAUAAAAUUACGU